GAAGAAGAAGAAAGCAUUUGUUUCUUUUUGCUAAACAUUAGCUUCACACUCAUUCAUAUAUCAGUCGGCUUUUUUAAAAACACUAUAUUUGUUAUAUUGGUUUUACAAGGUGGAGGCUGUUUUGUGUGUUAUAUGCGUCCAGUAUGAGCGGGGGGUUGGCACCAAGCAGAAGCACUGUGUAUGUGUCAAACCUGCCAUUCUCUCUCACCAACAAUGACCUGCACAAGCUAUUCACCAAAUAUGGAAAGGUUGUAAAGGUUACAAUCGUUAAAGAUAAAGAGACUCGCCUGAGUAAAGGGGUGGCGUUCGUUCUCUUCCUGGACAGAGAAUCAGCUCAUAACUGUGCAAAAGCAGUGAACAACAAACAGUUGUUUGGCAGAACAGUGAAAGCGAGCAUCGCCGUAGACAAUGGACGAGCAACUGAGUUCAUAAAAAGACGAAACUACACGGACAAGACUAAAUGUUACGAAUGUGGGGAUACGGGUCAUCUGAGCUACGCAUGCCCCAAAAACAUCCUGGGAGAAAGGGAAGCUCCGAAGAAGAAAGAGAAGAAAAAGAAGAAAGAGGCAGAAAAACCUGGGCAUGUUGAGGAAGAAGAAGAAGAAAGUGAAGAAGAGGGAGAGGACCCAACCUUGGACAGUCUGAGCCAAGCCAUAGCUUUUCAGCAAGCCAGUAUUGAGGCAGAGGAGACGCAGAAGAAGCGGGCACGUUUGUCUCAAGAAGAAAGUGCUCACGCUUCAACAUCCUCAGACUCCAAGAAACCAAGGAUCAAAAAGAGCGCGUAUUUCAGUGAUGAGGAGGAGCUAAGCGACUAAUUAUAAUGAUAAUAUAGUUAUAACACAGGGUUUAGACAUAAGCCCUAUGUUAUACAUGAAAUAGUCCUUUAUUUUUGUAAGUUGUAUUAUAUGGGAGAUGCAUCCUUUACACAGAUACACAUCAGAUUUUCUUUUUACUUCUUGUACAUAAAACUCAAACAUUGUAUUUGUUUUUAUAUGUCAGUCAAUAAAACCUUGCUUCUUAAUGACAGGCCAAAUUCUUUGUUGUUGUUCCGGUGUUAAACAAAUAAUGAGAUACUGAUUUCUGAAAGAGACAUUUUUUUACUUUUACCGGUGAACUGAGUGGAAUUUUGUUCAUUCAUUUGUAUUAUGUUUCCCAAAACUGUCCAAAUAAGUGAUGUGUGUCAUAUGUUUAUUUUGUAUUGCUAUGUUUCCUAUUGAGACACAACCAACAAGGAUUAAAAUGUAAUGAGUCUUUCUGAACUACAUGUAGUGAUUUUGACGGUGUGUGUAAAUACUAAAUAUUGCAACAGCUAAAA
Messenger RNA from Trematomus bernacchii (emerald rockcod), 1315 nucleotides. It is a transcript of the gene zcrb1, whose product is annotated as zinc finger CCHC-type and RNA binding motif 1. The transcript has 8 exons. NCBI's taxonomy places the organism in Eukaryota, Metazoa, Chordata, Actinopteri, Perciformes, Nototheniidae. Bases 144 to 815 code for a protein of 223 amino acids. Gene Ontology annotation, cellular component: U12-type spliceosomal complex. Gene Ontology annotation, biological process: mRNA splicing, via spliceosome. The record is from RefSeq and is a predicted model, not a curated record. Gene Ontology annotation, molecular function: RNA binding; zinc ion binding.